UGUCAUAUCAUCGACAGAUCCCAACGGGUAUAGCCUUGUUUCAUAUUCUAGACGAUGUGUGCCUCGUAUGCUACGCACGUCUUUUACCCGCCCUCCACAAUCACGUCAAGAAACGUCAAUCAGAACGCCAAAAACCAUCCGACAAGCGGGUUCCGAACUAUACAUUUUCACCGGCUCGCCUAUACCGACUCUCAGACGUCGUCCGCAUUGGCCGGCGAUGUCGGGGAUGAGCUUGCGAGUUUCUCUGAUGACUUGUGCGGCGCUUUGAAGGGAAAGACGAAAACAGACGUCGAAAAGAUGGAGAUCGAGCCGGACAACUCUAUCGAUCGUUCUGGCCGUUUUCCCGGCCGUGACUACUCGCAGAUUCGAGCGUAUCGCAGCUUGGCUGCUGAGGAUACGAGACGUCCACUCGAGGACAACCUGAUAGCAGUACAGACUGGCCGGUCGGCAAGCGACGGGGAAGAUCCGGAAGGUCAAUUGACGGACAGUAUCAAGAGCUUCUCACAGAAGAAGAGACCUUCCAAAGAUGUCGUACCGGACAGUACUAGGAAAGGGAUAACGAAUUGGCCAAACAUGCUGGAUUACCGGAGGUUGACGUGCUCAGAAGGAGUUCUGGAUACACCGGAACAGAAUAUUCCUCGGUUUCCACGUCGCCAUCUCCCUGCUUCGCCCUCUACCCCAUUAAGCCGACCGCUCAGGUCAGAACCGGUCUUGUUGGCGAACGAUACCAACCCCCGUCCCAGAAAGGUCUCGAAACUAGCGAAGUCUCAUACGGUCGCAUUAGACACUCCGAAUCAGAAUCAGGUUUCAGAAGAAGAAAAGUCCGCGAUCUGGUUGGAACGGCUGCACAGCUUGAGGACCGGCUCGAGGUUCGGUCUUAUGGGGAACACGAUCGCGGAUACCCCGAUCUCGAACGCUCUGAAUGGAGAAUCGUCCAGAAGUAAGAGUCUUGUCAGCGUCUCUGCGACUGCCAAAUUCGUCACUUCCACCCAGCGGGAAGAUUUAGGUGCAGGUGAUCAAGAUUUCUUUCAGCUCGAAAACGAGUCCGGGAUAGAAUGGCCCGCGCCUAUCUUGCCGUGCUCUAGGACUACACAGUUGGACCUGCCCAGCGGGAUGGACGAGCGAUCGAGGCUUCAUGUCGAAGGGUCAUCGUCGACACGAAGAUCGCCUAUCGCUGAAGACCGAGCUCGACCGAAGUCUCCGCUCCACGCAGAGCAUCUCCCGAUUUCCUUCUCCACCGACGGUUCCCGAUCUGCUCCACAACGAGCGGACAAGACGGCCUCCCAGCGAGAAGACAACUCCACUUUCAACGAAUCUGCAUCGCUAGCUCCCGAUUCGGCGACGAGGCCUGCGACCGGGAUGGACUGGUCAGAAAGUUGGGAGAUGACCCCGACCGGCGGGAAACAGAGCAAGAGACUCAGAACGCAAAGGAGUGGAAAUUCGGGCGUUGCCGACGUGUCUCGGAGUGGUUGGAUGUCGACGGGAAGAGAGCAGAGUAUCAGCCAGGGUGCCCGUCCGACCGGUUCUGCCGACUCGGACAUGUUCUCGCAGACGAUGAACCCUACGGGGAAGACGGGCAGCGGUCUCUUUACUAGCCAGUCGCAAUCCAUCUGCACAUUCCCCUCGUAUCUCGCCAUCCCUGCUAAUAGCCUGACGGACCUCACCGAACUCCUCAACUUGCCACCUGAUGGAGAUUCGAGGCGGGUAGACCUGUUGGCCGUCGUCUGGGAGGUCGGGGCGACAGAGAGGUUUAGUAACAAGUGCGAGGUUCAGCUUUGCCAGCCGAUAGGAAACGGACGGGCCGACGAUUCGGCAGGGUGGGGGACGAGGAAGACUCUGUUGAGGGUGGAUUUUUGGGACGAGUAUGCGGAUGACGUGAAACGGCUCAAGUCGGGCGAUGUGGUCUGGAUCAAGAACCUGGACCACAAGCGGAAAGCGGAAAAAGACGCCGCCUACCGGGCCCGGCCGCGUUUCAUCAGCUCGGUCGGAUCUCGUCGCCCUAACGCCAGCUAUCCGACGAAUAUCACCAUCAUGUACCGUGCCAUGCCCGAUCGGUAUCACAAUCGCGGGCCUACGGACCGGUGUGAAGAGUGCGCGGCUGCUGCGAUGAUUAGAAACGUCGUCAGAGGCGAGACCAGGAGGAAGGGGGAAGACACCGACGCUGUCUGUGAGAGGCACAGGGGGGCGAUCGCGGCGGAGGAUCAGCAGUUUAGACCGGAUCGACGGUUGUUGGAGGGAGAGAUUGGGAUGCGGAGGGUGAAGAAGCUUGUCGAGUGGGUCGAAGCGACGUUCGUGUCGCGGUUCUGAGGGCGUUUCACAAACACGUCAAGAACGCUACGCGCGUGCAUCUUUCGAGUAGACGACGUGCGCAGAUAGCAACAGGGGCAUGUCUGCCGACUCACCUUGUGCUGUACCUCCCAAACCAUGAUAUGCCUUCCAAGAGGACUCUUCUCCUCGAGAGCCA
Filobasidium floriforme is the source of this 2464-nucleotide messenger RNA. RefSeq lists its product as uncharacterized. The transcript is spliced from 4 exons. The record is from RefSeq and is a predicted model, not a curated record. The coding region runs from base 55 to 2307 and encodes 750 amino acids. Lineage: Eukaryota; Fungi; Basidiomycota; Tremellomycetes; Filobasidiales; Filobasidiaceae.